This is a messenger RNA of Sitodiplosis mosellana (orange wheat blossom midge), 6846 nucleotides long. RefSeq names its product fatty acid synthase-like. The record is from RefSeq and is a predicted model, not a curated record. Gene Ontology annotation, biological process: fatty acid biosynthetic process. NCBI's taxonomy places the organism in Eukaryota, Metazoa, Arthropoda, Insecta, Diptera, Cecidomyiidae. Gene Ontology annotation, molecular function: oxidoreductase activity; phosphopantetheine binding; fatty acid synthase activity. The transcript is spliced from 8 exons. Bases 109 to 6594 code for a protein of 2161 amino acids.
UUCACCGAAACAGAUAAAAUAUAUCGUCAAAAUGAGCAGCGCCGCCAAUAUGAGCAACAUCUUCACUUCGAGAAAUCAAUAAAAUCUAACUCAAACUUGUCAGACGAAAUGCCUUCUACGUUCGACGACGUAACUGAAAAUAACAGCACCAGUAAUCUUCAUUACGGCAACUAUAAGCGAUUACCCGAUGAAAUUGUCAUCUCUGGUAUGUCUGGACGUUUGCCAGAGAGUUCAAAUAUUGAAGAAUUCAAGGAAAAUUUAUUCAAUGGCAUCGAUAUGGUUAACGAUGAUCCACGUCGUUGGCCAAAUGGUUUAUUCGAUUUACCUACUCGAAUGGGUAAAAUUAAGGACAUCGAUUUGGAAACGUUUGAUUCACAAUUUUUCAGUGUACAUCAAAAACAAGCCGAACAUAUGGAUCCACAAAUUCGAAUGUUGCUCGAAGCAACACACGAAGCCAUAAUUGAUGCUGGUUUCAAUCCACAGGAAUUACGUGGCAGCCGUACAGGUGUGUACGUUGGUCUUGGAAAUGCUGAAGUUGAAUCAUAUUGGAACACUGAUCCAGAUCGUAUUAAUGGCUAUGGUUUGACUGGAUGCCAACGUGCUAUGUUUGCCAAUCGUAUAUCAUUUACUUUUGACUUAAAUGGACCGAGCUAUUCGUGUGAUACCGCUUGCUCAAGUUCAUUGUAUGCAUUGUCACAAGCCUUUGACAAUAUAAGAGCUGGCAACUGUGAUUCGGCCAUUGUUGCUGGGACGAGUCUCGUUUUGAAUCCGAAUAUAUCAUUGAACUUCAAACGUUUGAAUAUGCUGAGCCCUGAUGGAAAAUGCAAAGCAUUUGACGAAAGCCGAAACGGUUAUGUGCGUUCAGAUGGUUGCGUUGUAAUUUUCUUGCAAAAAGCCAGCCAAGCUCGUCGUGUUUAUUCAACUAUUUUGAAUGUUCGCACUAACACUGACGGUUACAAAGACCAAGGUAUCACAUACCCAAUUGGCGCUAUGCAAAACCGUUUGAUUCGAGAAACAUAUGAAGAAAUUGGAUUGCAUCCACACGAUGUUGUCUAUGUUGAAGCUCACGGUACUGGUACCAAAGUUGAUGAUCCACAAGAAAUCAACUCAAUCACCGAUUUCUUCUGCAAAGAUCGUAAAAUACCAUUGUUGCUUGGUUCAGUAAAAUCAAAUAUGGGACAUUCAGAACCGGCAUCAGGCGUAUGCUCAAUUGCUAAAAUUAUUUUGGCCAUGGAGUCUGGCGUUAUUCCAGGAAAUUUACACUAUAAAAUACCAAAUCCAGAUUUGUAUGGUAUUAUUGACGGUCGCGUAAAGGUUGUUGAUCGUAACACUCCAUGGAACGGCGGUAUCAUCGGUUUGAAUUCAUUCGGUUUCGGUGGUGCUAACGCUCACGUUAUUAUGAAAUCAAACCAUAAACCAAAACCAACCACACCAUCUGACACAAUUCCUCGUUUGACUGUAUUCUCGGGCCGUACUAGCGACGCUUGCAAUUUACUUUCGGACGAAGUUGACAUAAACAAAACCGACGAAGAAUUCUUGAGCUUGGUGAACGAAAUUCAUUCAAAGAACAUCCCAUUGCAUUUCUACCGUGGCUAUGCACUAUUCGGUGACACGAAAACCAUUCACAAAGUCGACAAACUGGUCGAUGAUAAACGUCCAAUUUGGUACAUUUACUCUGGUGUAGGAUCACAAUGGGCUGGCAUGGCUAAAGAUUUAAUGCACUUGGAAGUGUUCCGCAAUAGCAUUAACCGUUGUACCGAUGUUUUGCGUCCAGAAGGUGUUGAUUUGGUUAAAAUCCUCACCGAAAGUGAUGAAUCAACAUUCGAUAACAUUUUGAAUUCAUUUGUUUCGAUUGCCGCCGUCCAAGUGGCUCUCACCGAUGUUUUGACGCACUUGGGCAUUUUCCCGAACGGAAUCAUCGGUCACUCAGCUGGGGAAGGUGUCUGUGCAUAUGCUGACGGUUGCUUCACAACAGAACAAACCGUAUUGGCUGCAUACUGGAGAGGUCGCAGCCUCUUGAAAUCUGACGUGAAAAAGGGGAUGAUGGCUGCUGUCGGUCUAUCAUGGGAAGAAACAAAGGCUCGCGCUCCAGCUGACAUCGUUGCCGCAUGCCACAACAGCAGCGAUAAUGUAACCAUUUCAGGACCAACCGAAUCAGUAGUAAAAUUCGUUGAAGAACUGAAGAACGAAGGUGUCUUCGCAAAGGCCGUUAAAUCAUCUGGAUAUGCUUUCCACAGCAAAUACAUCGCCGAUGCUUGCCCGAAAUUGAGGAAAUCAUUGGAACGAAUCAUUCCAUACCCAAACAACCGUACAUCACGCUGGAUCAGUACUAGCAUUCCAGAAAACGGCUGGACAAAUCCAAUUGCUCAACAAAGUUCACCGGCUUAUCACGUCAACAACCUACUCUCACCAGUUUUGUUCCACAAAGCCGUUCAACAUAUUCCAAAGAAUGCUAUCUGCAUUGAAAUCGCGCCAACUGGAUUAUUGCAGGCCAUUUUGAAAAGAUCAUUAGGAAGCGAGGCCGUUAACUUGAGCUUGAUGGGACGUGGCCACGAAAAUAAUCUCGAUUUCUUCUUGCGAAAUGUGGGAGAAUUGUACGUCGCCGGUGCUCAACCACAAGUGUCCAAAUUAUAUGCACCAAUUUUUUACCCAGUUGGUCGUGGAACACCUAUGUUGAACUCGAAAAUUGGCUGGGAUCAUUCGCAACGAUACUUUGUACCAAAAUUUGGAUUGGAUGCUAACACCGGUGAUGCUGUAGUCGAAGUUAACCUUGCUAAUGAUGAUGAUGCAUACUUUUCUAGUCAUACGUUAAAUGGUCAUAUUAUGUUUCCAGCUACUGGUUACAUGACAUUGGUGUGGCGUGUAUUUUCCAAGACGAAAAACAGCACAUACGAAAAGACCCCAGUCGUUCUCGAAAAUGUUGUUUUCCAUCGUGCAACUAUUUUACCAAAAGAAGGCUCCGUUAAAUUCCAUGUCAAAUUCUUGGAUGGCAGCAAUCGUUUUGAAAUCUGUGAAGGUGGUUCACUCGCUGUUUCGGGUAAAAUUUAUGUACCAGAAGAUGUUGAAAUGGAACAAUUGCCAUUGGAUCCACUUGAGCAAGACAAAUCGGGACUUCCAUUGAAUUCCAACGAUGUGUACAAGGAAUUAGGUCUACGUGGUUGCAAUUUUACCGGUAAAUUCCGUAGUAUUAGCGAAUGCGAUUUGAAUGCUGUCACCGGUAAAUUGCGAUGGGAUGACAACUGGGUAUGUUUUAUUGAUGGUAUGGUGCAAUUUGGUGGUUUGAGAUAUAAAGAUACACGUGAAUUGUAUUUACCAAAACGUAUCGAACGUGCCGUUUUCAAUCCAACCAAACAAUUUGAAAUGAAUGAAACUUUGAAACAAAACAAUGCUGAUGUUCCAAUUUAUGUGUACAAAGACAUUAACGUCAUCAAAUCAGGCGGUGUUGAAAUUCGUGGAUUGACCUAUUCAUUAGCACCACGUCGUCCACUCUCACAUUCGCCACCAAUUUUAGAACGUUAUGUAUAUGUUCCAUUAAAAAAUGCCAAUCAAGAUUUGUCAACGUUCGCUGAACGUGCUCGAUUGCACGCCGUUUCGGUUGCAACCCAUUUAGCAAUUGAAAAUAGUGGCGGUGCAUUGAAAAUUAAAGUAGCUGAAGUUGUUGAAAGCAAAGCAGCCAAAGACACGCUCGCCCAAAUGGUUCAAUCAAUUAUCGACAGUGAACCAACAUUGGCCAGCGAUGUUGCUAUUAUAAACAAUCAACCAGCUGAAGCAUACGUUCAAACUGUCGGUGAAUCUGGCAUUCGUGUCGUUGCCAAAGACCCAAACACUGGACCAGUCGAAUCAAACUGCCACUUGGUUGUUGCCUACAAUGUUGUUUCAAGUGCUAAUGCCAACGUUGUUUUCAACAAUCUCAAAGCCUCAAUCAAGGAAGAUGGUUUCAUUUUGCUGGAAGAAAAUGUCGAUGGAUAUGACGAAGUGGCCGCUAAAAAUUUACUUGCCAGUUGCAAUAUGGCUAUCGUUUCGGUCCAACGUGCCGCAGAUAAAUACUUCGUUUUAGUUCGUCAAGUUGUCGAUUUUGCCCACCGAAAUAAGACCAUUGUUUGGAUUACCGAAAAGAACUACUCUUACCUGGAACCACUGAAAGCCGCAUUGGCAAAUGCGAAAAAAGAUCAAACCUAUGUGUACAUUGUUGGACAAAGUGAAGAACAAUUGGGUGCUGUCGGCUUUAUGAACUGUAUCAAGAUGGAAAAUGGCGGUAAAUUUGCUCGUUUGGUAUUCAUCCAAGAUGUUGACGUCAAACAAUUCUCAUUUACAAGCCAAAUGUAUGCCGAACAAUUGACCAAAGAUUUGAUAAUCAAUGUUUACAAGAAUGGCAGCUGGGGAACAUUCAGACACUUAAAAUUAAAUAUUCAAGGUGAUCAAAUUUUGCCCGUGGAACAUGCUUACGUCGAUACAUUGACCAAACGAAAUUUGUCCAGUUUGUCAUGGAUUGAAAGCCCAUUGUCUCGCCAAUCGCUCGAUCGAAUGGACAAAAAAUUUGAAUUGUGCUCCGUUUACUAUGCACCAAUCAAUUUCCGUGAUGUUAUGUUGAGUUCUGGAAAAUUAUCGGCAGACGCUUUGCCCGGAGAUUUGGCCACACAGGAUUUUGUCCUGGGUUCGGAAUUCGCUGGACGUGACUCAAACGGAAAACGUAUUAUGGCUAUGGUUCCGGCUAAAUCACUUGCCACAACCUGUAUCGCUCAAAGAAAUAUGAUGUGGAACAUUCCAAGCAAUUGGACAAUGGAACAGGCAUCGACCGUUCCAAUUGUUUACUCAACCGCCUACUAUGCUUUGGUUGUGAUUGGCAGAAUGAAGAAGGACGAAUCGAUUUUGAUUCAUGCUGGUAGCGGUGGUGUUGGUCAAGCAGCCAUCAGGGUUGCAUUGCAUCACGGAUUGACCGUAUACACAACUGUUAGUAGCAAAGAAAAACGGGAAUUUUUAAAGACAACCUACCCACAACUGACCGAUGCAAACAUUAGCAACUCACGUGACACAUCAUUCGAGCAAUUUAUUAUGCGUGCCACCAAAGGAACGGGUGUUGAUUUGGUAUUGAAUUCACUUGCUGAUGAAAAACUUCAGGCUUCAAUUCGUUGCUUAGGAAUUAACGGUCGUUUCUUGGAAAUCGGGAAAAUCGAUAUGAACGACAACACUCUAUUGGGUAUGUCUACGUUUUUGAGGAACACUUCAUUCCAUGGCAUUUUGUUGGAACAUCUUAUGCAAGGCGACGACGAAAGUAUUAAAACUGUUGUCGGUUUGGUGGCUGAGGGUAUUACAAAUGGUGUCGUUUGUCCACUGCCAACUACCGUUUUCAACAACAAACAAGUCGAGCAAGCAUUCCGAUUCAUGGGUAGCGGCAAACACAUUGGUAAAGUUGUGGUUAAAGUGAGGGAUGAAGAAUCACAAGUGGUAUUGAAACCAACACCACAACGAAUCUUGGCCAUUUCACGUACAUACAUGUUUGAUGAGAAAUCCUACAUCUUGGUAGGUGGUUUGGGUGGUUUUGGUUUGGAACUAGCCAACUGGAUGGUAAUACGUGGUGCCAUCAAAUUGGUGUUAAACUCACGUAGCGGUGUUAAGACUGGUUAUCAAUCAUUGAUGAUUCGGCGCUGGAACGAACGCGGUGUUCAAGUUGUUAUUGAUAUCAAUGAUGUUACCACAUUGAAGGGAGCCAAAAAUUUGCUCAAAGAAGCCAAUAAAUUAGGACCGGUUGGUGGAAUUUUCAAUCUUGCUGGUGUUUUGCGAGACGGUUUGUUGGAUGAUCAAAUUGAAGACGAUUUCAAAGCAGUUUGCGUACCAAAAAUCAAUGUAACCAAAAAUUUGGAUACCGUUUCACGUGACCUGUGCCCAGUUUUGGACUACUUUGUUUGCUUUUCGAGUGUGGCCUGUGGUCGUGGUAACAUCGGUCAAACUAACUAUGGUUUGGCUAACUCAGCCAUGGAUCGUAUCUGUGAAAAUCGUCAAGCAUGCGGUUUGCCUGGAACAUCUAUUCAAUGGGGAGCCAUCGGUGAAACUGGCAUGGUUAUUGAAAUAUUGGGCGACAAUGAUAUUGUUAUUGGUGGUACAUUGCCACAACGUAUGGUUUCAUGCUUGCAAAUAAUGGAUCUGUUCAUGCAACAACCACACGCAGUUCUCAGCUCAAUGGUCAUCGCCGAAAAGCGUAAGGCCGAAAGUAGCGACGACGUCACUUUGAUCAGCCGUAUUGCCAACAUUAUGGGAAUGAAAGACUUUAAGAAUGUACCCGAUCAAACGUCAUUGGCUGAAUUAGGUAUGGAUUCUCUAAUGGGCGUUGAAAUUAAACAAACAUUGGAAUGGAACUACAAUAUUGCGAUGAGUGCAUCAGAAAUUCGUCAACUGUCAUUCGGCAAAUUAAAAGCGUUGGUAUCUGGAGACAGAUGUGUUGCACCAGUUACCAAAUAUUGUGAGCCUGCUGUUCACACAUUCAUUCAUGCGAUGAAUGAAUCAUAUGUUCAGGGAUUCUUCGAUCCUAUACCAACGGAAGUUUUGGUUAAAAUUGAAACACAAGCACCAGCCGACAGUCGUUACAAACAAAAUUGAUAUUGUUACGGUGAAAGGUGACCAUAGAACCAUCUUGACUGGUAUGGAAUCCUUGGACAAAAUUGCCAACAUACUACAAUCAGUUAACCCUUUUAUUUCUGCAACUAGCAUUUGCAUAGAAGAUCUCGGAAAAGCACGAUAAAAUCAAUGUCAACAGAAAGAUAUUGUUUUAGCAUAGCGAAAUUAUUUUGUAAAGGAAAUUUUUUAAUCAAAGUUGUUGAAAUAAAUUAAUGAACCAAUCUAUCGAAUUAA